CAGUGGCAUUGAUAUAGUCAUGUCUACGGCAGAGGCCUCUACUUCUGCGACUCGCAAAGAGUUCAGCAGCGAAGACUACACGAUCGGCAUAAUAUGUGCCUUACCGACAGAGCUGGCUGCGGCUACGGAAAUGCUAGACCACGAGUACCCACGCCUUGCACAGAAGCCAGGCGACAAUAACUAUUACGAGUUUGGUCGGAUCGGAGAUCACAAUGUCAUCAUCGGUACUCUACCUUCUGGAAGUAGCGGUCUUGUUUCGGCUGCUGGCGUUGCCUUGAAUAUGAAGUCUAGUUUCCGCAACAUUCGCAUGGGCUUGAUGGUCGGUAUAGGAGGUGGUGUGCCAAGCAAUGAGCACGACGUUCGGCUGGGAGACGUCGUUGUAAGCAAACCAGCGGGACAGCACGGAGGUGUUGUUCAGUAUGAUAUUGGGAAAACUCUUCCAAAUGGNGGGUUUGAGCGUACAAGAUCGCUGAAUCGGCCGCCAACAGCUCUUCUCACUACCCUUGCUGGUAUCAGCGCGCUUCAAAAGAGGAACAAGCUCAAAAUAGCAGACCGACUGAAACAUUUGGCCGAAAAUCUACCCGACUACGGAUUUCCUUCAGAGCUCACUGAUGAUCUGUAUGAACCAAAUCAUCAACACCAAGGGGGAUUUAGUUGUUCUGAUUGCGGUUCGGAAAACUUGGUUCCACGUACGAACAGGCGAAACAGACAACUGCCUGUCAUUCAUUAUGGCACAAUCGCUUCUGGCAAUCGGGUCAUGAAAGAUGCAACCGAAAGAGACAAGAUAAGCAAGGACUUGGGCGGUGUGCUCUGCUUCGAGAUGGAGGCUGCCGGUCUGAUGGACGAAUUCCCAUGUCUUGUUAUACGUGGUAUCUCGGACUACUCCGACUCGCACAAAAACGAUGGCUGGCAAGACUAUGCAGCGGCUACCGCUGCCGCAUUUGCCAAGGAACUUCUCUACCACCUUGCUUCUGUGGAAGUAGAACAGACGAAGACUAUCAGCGAGGCCAUGGGCGACCUGUCCUUACAGCUGGCCAAGAACACAACCGUUACCCAGCAAACAGAGGAGAAGAUUGAUCAGAUACUUGAGUGGAUAUCACCCUCGUCGAAUUUCUCAAAGAUUCAAAAUGAGAUCAGACCUUGUCGCGUAACGGGUACGGGGGAUUGGCUGGUACAAGAUCUCGAAGGUCUAGACUGGUAUCGUUCUGGCGGCUCAAGAAUCAUCGAUCAUUUGAUCCAGAGAUGCAAGUCAAGAGUUGGUAGUCGCGUUGCUUACUGGUAUUUUCAAUUCAGUAGCGCGCGGACGCAGGACAUAUCUUGCAUGCUUCGCUCCGUUCUCAGACAGCUGGUCCCUUCGCCUCUACCAGAAAAGCUACAAAAUCUGUGGGUGCAUCACCAUCGAUACGGGACCGAACCGUCUCAUAGUGAGCUUCUGGACACAAUCAAAUAUCUUAUCGCUCUUCAUGAAGAUGUCUUCAUGGUCUUUGAUGCACUGGACGAGUAUCCUGAGCAUACAUCACCUGGACGAUCGACCUUGCUCGAGACUAUCACACGAUUAUCGACCAUAUACCCGAAACGUCCACACCUCGUUGUGACAAGCAGGAGAGAACCAGACAUCCGAAAAGCUCUACAAUCUUUGGUCUGUUCCUCGAUGGCCGUGGAUCAAUUCUUGGANAAAGACGUAGAGAAGUUCGUAAAUCAUGCUCUCAGCCAUGACUUGAUCAAGCGAUGGGGUGUGGAACUAAUGUCACUCGCCGCGCAUAAACUGCUCGACUCUGGGGAGAGUGCAUCAACUCGCUUACGCACGUGUCCGACUGCUGAAGACUUUCGAGACGCGCUGAAUACCAUUCCCAAAUCACUUGAAGAGACAUACCAUCGAGCACUGGAAACGGUGCCCAAAACACAUCAAAAACGUGUUCGACGCGUACUAAUAUGGUUGGCUUCAUCCUUUCGAGAACUGACAUCUUCUGAGGUUGCUGCGGUAAUUGCAUUCCCAUUUGUGGAAGACGUCUUGAGGAUAUGUACCAGUGUUCUAGUAACGGUCAUCGAUGGAGAUACUCGAGAAGUUAUCAAGCUCGCCCAUUUUACAGUCAAAGAAUUUUUGAUCGUCCGGGAGGGCUUUGGGAUGAGUCUCCAUUGGUACAGAUUCACCGCCCAAUUGGCGAAUCGCUGUGUCACUGCGCAGACAAUUAACUCUGUCUUUGGAUCUCCUCCGGCCGGGUCAAAAUAUAUACUCGGGUAUGCAAGCCAGUUCUGGCCGGCUCACGCAAGAAAGUUUACUGCCAUCCCUAGCUCAGCCGAUCACGACGAAUUGCAGUCAAGAAUAAACUCCCUUUUCGAAAUUAACAAUCGUAAGCAUCUCCUGAGGUGGUUAAACAUACAACACCCCUACGAGGCCUCUUUAUCACUAAGCAUCUCGUUAUCUCUGCAGCCUUUAUACUAUGCUUCGUUACUUGGGCUCCAAAAANNCAGCGUGAUGCACUUCUGGAAGAGUUGUUCACAGCUUGUUCAACAAGAAGGAUUUUAUGGAAACGCACUCGACGCCGCUGCUUGCAUGGGCCAUGCAGAAGUCGUCAUUUGGCUGGCUGAUCACCUCGAGAGCCCAUCCAGCUAUUGCAAUCUCCCUCGGAUCGCACAAUAUCUUCGUUUCAACCUGCUUCAGACUCUUCGCGCGUUACAUCACAAAGGACAGAAGUCUAGAAUCAGCUCAGAGGUUGUGCACGCUAUGACGGUGAACCCUAUGGGCGAGGAAGUUUUGAAGAUCUUGCUUGACGAGGACCUGGCUUCAAUCCGCAUUACUGAAGAGCUCGUUCACGCCGCAGCACACAACAGAUGGAGUCGUAAGGUUCUGGAAUUCCUCGUGAAAAGCCACGCUCACCAGUUUCCUGUCAGCCUUCGCGCACUGCUUACUGUUGCAGGAACAUCCCUAACUGCUCUUCAGAUGCUUCUCAAUCAGCGAGGAAGAAAUGUGUGUUUCACCGCACAAGAUUAUCAGGAACUGGCACAAGAGAGGUCAUCCUCUACGGUCCAUAAGUUAUUGGAUUCAGGCAUAACCAUACCCAUCACGACAGAGCUUAUCAGAACUCUUGGUGGAUCACCCUGCGGAUCUCCAAUCUUGAAGCUCCUUCUGGAUACACAAACCAUCGAGCGUCCUCUGACCAAAUCGAACGUACUCACUGUGGCGGAAGCAUUCGAUCUCGAGACUUUCCAAUCACUUCUCAAACACGAAUGGGAAGAUAAUACCUUGAACGCUGAACUCAUCCUUGCUAUUGCCUUCAACUGUUAUCUCGAACCACCGGUCAGAGCCAGGGUCUCCAAACGAGACCUUCGCGCUGACGGUUUCGUGCAUCGGUACUACCGUCCUUCAAUCAUGCAGUCCUCGUUGGAGCGCAGCACUCAAGCCCUAAUAUCGCUGAUGGACAAGAAGGAUCUUAAGAUUAGCCUCACUCGGGAUAUUAUCACUGCGAUCACAGAACAAUUCACGAAGCAUGUCAUGUUGCACCUCAUAAACACACUUGCCGGAGCUCCCGUCUGUGGGCUGGACACAUAUAUGUGUGACAACGAUCAAUUUUCAUUUCUGCUGAGGCAACACGGGCGAACUAUCGGCGUCUCUCACGGGAUCUUGAGAACUUUGGAAGAGAGCUAUAAGCUCAUGUGGCACUGGCCCCUUACUGUGCACGACCUUCUCGCCGUCCGCAAGGCGAGUGAGUCAUGGAUAGACACUACCGUUCCGAUCAAGGACCGUGGCGCAGCAGAGCUGCUAGGACUCAGAUCCUUGCCUCAGGUGCUUAGAGGGCUCAAAUAUUCUCACUCAGAGUACGACGAUAUGUUUACUGUUCACAUCGUACAAGGAUGGAGAGUGUUUGAUGACACACUGAACGAACUAGAAGAUCACUGGUCCGACUAUCCCUCCAAUGUCAUUAUUCAUCCUACAAUACCAGUGAUCCCAGCUUGGACAGGUUACUCGAGCGAACCGAACGAGAGACUGGCCCCUAUUCCACAGACCCUCCCAUAC
Molecule: messenger RNA, 4015 nt
Organism: Aureobasidium musti
Lineage: Eukaryota; Fungi; Ascomycota; Dothideomycetes; Dothideales; Saccotheciaceae
Source: the annotation of a GenBank genome assembly